AUGUUUAGAGUGUUGAAUGCCUUUAGAGGCACCCAGGAGACGUUAUCUCAAGAGGAGAAAACUAAAAUCAUUUUAAAACAGGCUCAGGACUUUGAAUUAGCACUACGUGCUAUGGAUUAUGUCCUGGAUGAUAAAGCAGAACAAGGACUUGCUCUUUUGGAUGAAAGUGAUAAAGUAGACGGUCCUGAACAAACUAUCAAUGUUUUGGCUCGUGGUGUAAUUGAAUUUCUGGAGGCUACUUUAAGUUUCGAGCCUGAGGAGAUGAAGAUAGCUUCAGCUACUCUGGCUCGAGCAGAACAGUUAUCUUUGAAAAGUAAACAAAGAGCUGAGAGAGAUCAAAUCAAGAGUAGUUCAUUAUAUCCACCUGGUACAGUAUACGCUGUGACAUAUACGGAAUCAUGUUUACUUCACGCUCUAUUGAUGUUAUUUAGUGAGAGUAUGAUGGAAGCUGCAAAAGCUGUUCUAAAAUUGAGGAAAGCGUACCAUACUUUACAAGAUAUUUUACAACAAAUUAAGACCGCUAAUAAGAAGAAGAAAGGUCUAAAGAAUAAAUUUAGAAAGAUGAAAAUGGAAGAUCCCAACACAACUACAGAAACAGCUGAAUCAUCCUCCGCAAGUUUUAUCUCAAGUGAUUCUAAAAUGUUCGCAUCUGUUGAUAUUCCAUACGAAUUGACUCCAGAAGAACAAAAAGAUAAAGAAUUACUGGAAUACGCCGAAAAAAUCCAUAAAAUGAGAGUUAAUAGACUUUCAGGUGCUCAUAUAGAUAAUCCACCUGCUAUUAAUCGAUUAAGAAACGAAUUAGGUAUGGCUACAUUGGACAGUUUACCAAAGGAAGAUGACGACAGUAUUAAGACAGAACAUGUGUUUUUAUCCGACGAUUUAGAUGCUAGUCAAGCUACUAUAGAUGAAUUCGUACAUUCUGGUGUCAAUCUAUGUUUUGGUAUCCUUCAAGUUGUCAUAUCAUUAUUACCACCAGCGAUUGGUGCUGUUCUUUCUGCCAUUGGCUUCCGUGGUUCUCGUGAAGAUGGUUUAAGAUUAAUCUGGAGAGCCACUAAGGAAAGAAAUGUUCAUGGUUGUAUUGGUUUACUAGCAUUGAUGUUCUAUUAUGAUGGUCCUUUCCAAUUUACGGAUGAUGAUUUCGAUAUCCCUGCAGCAACUACCACGAAAAAGCGUUCUGACUCUACAACCAGUUCAUUACGUAGGCAUACCACUGGAGAAAGUUCCAAUUCAUUGAAUAAGACUAUGUCCGCACUCACAAUAGGUAGUGAAUUGGAUGAUAUCGAAAUGGAUGCUCCAACUUUGUUACACCCAGGGAAGAUUCUAGUUAAUGCCUUAUUGCAAUCUAGAGCCUUGUUCCCAAAUAGUGCUCUUUGGUUGCUGAAUGAAGCUAGAAUGUUAUCAUCAAGAGGUAAAUUACGUGAAGCUAUCCAAUUAAUGGAUUCCAUUGAUGUUGACAAAAUUCAUAUGAGACAAGUUAAAGUCAUGAUGGUCUUUGAUCGUGCUAAUACAUUAGUACACUUACACGAAUAUGAUAGAGCUGCCGACGACCUACUAAGUUUAUUAGAAUUUAGUGACUGGUCGCAUGCCCUAUACACUUAUUAUGCAGGUUGCUGCUACCUUGAAUCAUACAGAAUGUGUAAAUUAGGAUUGAAGGAUUCAUCUAAAGCUGAAGAGUAUAAACAAAAGGCUUCAAAGUAUAUUUUCAGCGCCCCAGAUCAUUUAGGGAAGAAGACUUUCAAAACCAAAAAUCUUCCAUUGGACAGAUUUAUGCUGAGAAAGGUAGAGCAAUUCAAGGCCAAACGAAAAGAAUUGAACCUUGAUGAUCCAUUAGACUGUAUUGCAACAUCCCCUGUACAUGAACUUGCAUAUUUCUAUAAUGGUUAUAAUAGAAUGAUACCAGAAGACCUCGAAAUCACCAAGAAGAUGCUGACCGAUUAUAAGAACCCAGCCAUUGAAGCAAUGGAUCCAGAUCAAGAAUUACUAAGAAAUUUGUUGUUAUCUCUAACGUUCAGGAGAUUGGGUGAUAUCGAAGAAGGUUGUAAAUUGAUGGAUUCAGAGGUUUUGAGUAAAAUCAUAACCAUUGACGAUAAUGGCGUUUGUACUUAUAUUAAAAAGAUAGAAGACCCAUGGGCUUACCCAGCGGCAUUAUAUGAACGUGCAUUAUUCUGUUGGAAGUUGAAUGGUAUGAAGGGCCUUCCGGAAAGUAAACAGUGGUUGGAAAGAGCCACUGGCUAUGCUGAUGACUAUGAACUAAGUUCUCGUAUCGGAAUGAAGAUUAAGGCUGCUCUUGACAGAGUUGAUCAUUCUAUGUGA
Messenger RNA from Maudiozyma barnettii, 2313 nucleotides. RefSeq lists its product as uncharacterized. Gene Ontology annotation, cellular component: mitochondrial outer membrane; cytosol; nucleus. The transcript has a single exon. The record is from RefSeq and is a predicted model, not a curated record. Gene Ontology annotation, molecular function: protein binding. NCBI's taxonomy places the organism in Eukaryota, Fungi, Ascomycota, Saccharomycetes, Saccharomycetales, Saccharomycetaceae. Bases 1 to 2313 code for a protein of 770 amino acids.